UCAAGCAAUACAGUUGUGUGAGCGGCGUUCGCAAGACGCAGGUGUACUACCAUAUAUAAAAACAUAUGUACACACUUAAUAAUAAGCAUAUUAAAUGCUAAAAUAAAAAAAUUUAAAGUGUUUAUUUUUUUAAUAAAAAUUUGGUAUAAAUACAACGCGAAAGAAUGCUGAUACAAAGAAUUCGGGCAAUUUAAACGCAAAGCUAUUGAACUUGUUGGAAAUAUCAAAGUAAAUAAAUUUUUUGCAAUCAAAAGAAAAUAAUUUUUUUGGUUUUUUCUGAUAAAUGCGAUCGAGUGUUUUUGAAAACAGUUAAAUAAUAAAAAUACUAAUAACAAAAUAAAUACAAAAGACUUUCGUAUAUUUCAACCGUGAAAAACAUACAACAAAACUGGUAUAUCUGUCGUGCGCGAAACUACAUACGUACAUAUGUAUACAUCGUAGCUACUAAAAAGCCAGUUUGGAUAUCCGUGUAUAUGCAUCUUUGAGACGGUAGAAUUCACGCAAAUUGCACGUGAACAGCGAACCGAACAACCAAAUAAAAGGCCAAGAAGGAAAAGUGUCACAAAUUGUGAAAAACAAAAGAAAAAUUAAAUAGAGAGACAAAGACAUAAAUAAGAAACAAAAACAUUACGCCAAAGUGAAAGGCUGGCCGCUGCAACUCCAACUACUCCAGCUACUGCAACGCAAAGGAGGCGAACUCAGUCAAAAUGUGGUGCAUUGUCAAUCUGCCGAACGGCACACAAUUAGCGGUCAAAUGGGAUACGAAGGCAAUCGGACAGGAGUGUCUCGAAAAGGUCUGCAAGGCACUCGACAUCGUCUGCGAAAUGGAAUAUUUCGGACUCGAGUAUUGGACACCCAAUCAAGAGGAAUCGCGCACACGCCAAUGGAUCAAUCUGCGCAAUCGGCUGUCAUGUGACAACAGCAGCAGCAGCAUACAUCUAAUGCUAGCGCUGCGCGUCAAAUUCUGGGUGCCGGUGCACUGUUUGCUCCAAGAGAGUGUACGCAACAUUUUUUACAUGCAAGCGCGUUCCGAUUUGCUGGAGAAACGUCUGCAAGCGCAUGAUUGGAAUAAUGCGGCCAAAUUGUCAGCGCUACUCUGUCAAGCUGAUGGUAUCCGUUUCAAUCCUUUAUCGCUAAGAGCGAAAUGUCCCACACCUGUGCGCCGGGGUAGCGGUGGUGAUGGUGCUCAACAACAACUGUCGCACAAGGAGCGCAAGGACAAGGAACAUGUGUUGUCUUUUAAGAAGCGACGCCUGUCGAAACAAAAGUCCACAGAAAACAUUGAAAAUUCACAUCUGCCUACCAUUGUCACCGAUGAAGGUACGACAGCUUUGUCUGCGAAUAUGAAAUGUGGCGGCAACGUCGUCCACACAUCGUCACAAUCAGCCACAACAGCAUCAACGCAUUCCGCGUCCGAUGAUGACGUUGCGGAAGACAAAGUGUCAACAUCUCCGCUAAGUAUUUAUCAAAAUUAUAUUGUCUAUCCAAUAUGUGCCGAGGAUGGUGGGGACAUAGACAUGCCGGAAGAUUUCUACCAUUGCAUAGCGGUGGAGCAUGGCAAGUUGGCAACACUGAAAAUGACGCCGAAAUCGGCAAAGUAUUGGCUGUUAAAGCAAAUUCAGGAUCUCGAGGGUUACGGCGAGGAGGUGUUCAGUGGUGUUACGGCGCACGAGAAUUCAGCUCGUUGUGAUGUAGCUGUUGGCGCCAAUGCGAUCACGACUUGCGUGGGAGACGAAAAGAAUGUCAUCCCGUUCAGCGCAAUCGCUUCAGCCAAGUCAUUCCGUCGCACCUUCAAGCUGGAAUAUGUCGGCGAUUGCAAUGAUCGUCGCGAACUCGAAAUCAAGUUGCCAAAACAUGCCAUGGCUGCUGGCCUUUACCGCUCCAUAACUGAGCGACAUGCCUUCUAUGUCUGUGAUAAGGUACGCGGUGUGGUCACCAAUCAAUUUACACGCGAUCUCAAAGGCACAAUCGCCUCGAUGUUUAAAGAGGACACCGAAUUGGGGAAACGUUACGUUUUCGAUAUUCAACGCACUUGUCGCGAAGUGCACGAUCAGGCGCGUCGUAUACUGCACGAAAAGGGUAUCGAAGCGUUAAAUAGCAGCGCUGUGGGAAAUGAAGAUCUCUACGAAAGUAUGCUCAACGGUGGCAAGCAGCCACUGAGUGCGAGUAGGCAGGAGCAGCGACUUAGCGAGAAAGAAUUGGAUUUCGAUGAUAUCUGUGCGGUCACGGAUAAAUUAGAUUUGGCGCUGCGUGAAAAGGAGAAACGCGAUGCGGCUAUUGCACGUUGUGUGGAAGCGCGUGUUUCGGAAGCGAUGACCUGUAAAAUCUGCAUGGAUCGUGAAAUCAAUACGAUGUUCAAUCCCUGCUCGCAUGUAACCACCUGUGCAGAAUGUGCUGCGAGAUGCAUCCACUGUCCAAACUGCCGUGUAAAAGUUACAAGUACAACGCGUAUUUAUCUCCCACCUGAGUUGCGAAUAAACUCAAUGUCGACACCAUCCGCCACCACAAGUUGUGUCGCUACUCAUUAGUAUGAGAAAAUUGCAUUUUUUGCUCGCCGAAUUAGAAUAGGUACUAUAGAAUGAGAGUCUCCUGCACUAAGCAAGAAGUGGCUUAGCUCAAAGCUCGAAAUUGUGCUAAACGCGUCGAAGGCGAGUUUUAACGCAUAUGCGAUAAUUGCAUAAAUUUACUUAUAUUGACGUCAUAAAAAGCCAGAAAUAUGUAUGUGUAAACCUAAAGUAAUUAUUGAAUCCCUUUUUAUUCUAGUUUCGGUUACUAUUAAAUUAAAAAUAGAUUUAUGUAAAUAGUUGUACGAUAAGUAAUUAAGACUUCAAACUAAUUUAAGUUACUUUGAUGCAAAUGCAUUGAAUAUAUAUGCGAAACAAGUAUUUUUUAAUCAGCUGUUAACUAACUGUGCACUUAAAAGCCGUUAACUAAAGAAAGUAUUCCAACCAGAAUGUAACAGUAAUUUUUAUACUAUAAACUAUACCGAAUUUUUGCAAUAUUUGCACAUUUUAAUUUAUAACUGCAAUCACUUGCAAAGGCCAUUUUGUCCAUUUGUCCAACAGCAAUUUGGCUACUGACUAUGCAUUUUUAAUAUAGAAAUUUGCUAUUCAAAAUGUAAUAAACUUUUUCGACCGUAAAAUAAAUUUUAUAUUUUGCUAUACAUUUAAAAAAAAUCCAAUUUCCAAA
Messenger RNA from Anastrepha obliqua, 3189 nucleotides. RefSeq names its product E3 ubiquitin-protein ligase MYLIP (gene dnr1). The record is from RefSeq and is a predicted model, not a curated record. Lineage: Eukaryota; Metazoa; Arthropoda; Insecta; Diptera; Tephritidae. Gene Ontology annotation, molecular function: ubiquitin-protein transferase activity. The coding region runs from base 708 to 2528 and encodes 606 amino acids. The transcript is spliced from 4 exons. Gene Ontology annotation, cellular component: cytoskeleton. Gene Ontology annotation, biological process: ubiquitin-dependent protein catabolic process.